Molecule: messenger RNA, 268 nt
Organism: Symbiodinium pilosum
Lineage: Eukaryota; Dinophyceae; Suessiales; Symbiodiniaceae
Source: the annotation of a GenBank genome assembly
AUGCUGCUGAGCCCGCAUGGCUCGCUACCUGAUCCUACUGUGCAAAUCGUGUCCGUCGCCUGUGGCAAAGGCCAUCUACUGCUGCUGGAUAGUGUGGGCCGCCCCUGGGCUCUAGGAGAUCCCUGCGCCUCGGGUGUUGCCUGCUCCGAUCAGCUCAGCCACGAUGUGUCGCAAUGCUCCGAAUUCUUCCGAACGCCCAAUACUGAGUCCCCAGCAGCUUUGACACGCGCCACGCCAGUUAUCGCGCUGUGGUCAGUUCUCCGCUCAA